AUGUUUUUAUGCGAAGAUUUAGCGAUUAAAUUCGUAUUUUCAAUACUUUUCCUGUCUUCGACAGCGAACGACAAUAAGUCGAUGAACGCCGAACAUGGCCUCGUGAGUUCCUUCGCCACAAACAACAACAUUGUGAGCGAUGUUAACCAAGGACAAAGCAAGCUACAGAAAUCCAUCACUGAUAGCUUUGCUGAAAGUUGUCCUGUUUAUUUAAACACUUCAAAGCAGUGUUUUCCAACUUUAAAGAAGAAGAACAGUUCGUUUGAACUUUAUAAUAUAACAGAAGAAACAAACAAACUGAAUCUAACUGCCGAACGGGAAAAUCUACGACUUUUCGGUAAGUCGAUAUUAAAGCUGGGGUUUUUUCGAUAAACAAGUUGUUUUGUUUUUUAUAUUUUUGAUAGAAAAUAAAUUUUAAUGAAGUCUUUUUGUUUUUUGCCUAAAUUUGUUUUAUUUUAGACAUGUUUUUGGUUGUUUCUUUAACCUUUACAAUUUUUUGGCGUUUCUUAAAAGCAAUAUUAAUUCUUCAAACCAACUGGCAAAUUUUUAUCUAAAUUUUAGUUUUUGUUAGUUAAAAACAAUAGCAAACAUUUUUUCUAAUUUAAUAACUUGAAUCAAAUCAUUUUUAUCGAAAAUAUGAAUAUUUUCUACUAUUAUAUAGCACAAUAAUGUUAUAUCUUUUCCACAUAUUUUAGCUGAAACGUCAAGCGACAGUAACGAGACCAUUGGCUUAAAAGCUCAGGCAUUCGUUAAAGGUAAGACUUCAUCUUUAAUUAAUAUAUCUUUUGGACCACAAUCCUAUAACGUUGAAUCAUACUCUGAUCUAAAUCACACUGCCUAAAAUAUUUAUUUUGAAUUCUUUUUCUCUAUCGUCUUUUUAGAAAGUAUCAAUUACAUAUUCGGCCUGACUGAAAGCCAGAAAUUUUUCAUUGCCGCAAGCUAUCUUCUUGCUCUCUGGAAAUUCUAUGGAGCUAGACUCCGGUAAGAUGUACUGAUUUGGUAAAUAAAACUAAACUAUAAUAAUUUUCUGUGUGCUGGUGUUAUGUACUCAGGUGAAUAUGUUUGUGAUGUUAUUCUGAGUGUGCAUCCACACCGGGCAAGCUGAAAAGUUAGCUUGGCCACGGUGGACUAGUAUCCCAAAGGUCACGGGUUCGAUUCCCACCGUGGACAAGCUAACUUUUCAGCUUACUCAGAGUAACAUCACAAACAUUAUAAUAUAAUAUUUUGGUAAAUAAAACCAGGGAUGCCGGAACCACGGGUGCAGUGGGUGCAAGUGCACCCCAUGCCUUUUGUAUUCAUAACUUUUUGGGUGCAGUGCGGGUGCAGACUAUGGGCAACGGGUGCACAAAAGAUUUCAAACGAAUAGGUUACAUUGGAGGAGUUUAUUAAGUUUAUAUAUGUUAUAAACAAUGAACGAUUUAGUUUCAUAACCUAUAACUAGUAAAUGGCCACACAAAAUGUUUUUCAGUAGAAGAGAAAGGGAAACAGUUUUCUGCUAAUUCUGUGUGCCUUAUUUUAAUGUUUCAAAUUAAUAAAAGGUUGCUUCAUUGCUUGUGUUUGAUUUUAAAUAAGGUUAUAAGCAGGUAAGUGCUCUUUCAUUUUUGUUUCUGCCAUUUUUUAAAAAAUAUGCCCUUUUGAUAAUAAAUCGCACCCCUUGCACUCAGCAACUUCCGGCAUCCCUGAAUAAAACUAAAGUAACUGUAUUUCUACUGGAUCAGUCCUUCACUGUUCUUCUUAUGGGUUUAGUUAGGGGCACGCCCAAGAGGAAACGACCUGAGGGGUUUGCUCUUCAACUGUUGGACGAAAUUACAAUCAUAUUGCCGGAAUUAAACUUCUGUCACAGAGUUGAAAGGCAUAUGCACUAAUUAUUUCCUUUCUACUAUUCCUACAGGCCGAUCAUCUUCAAAGUUCGCUGCAAAUUGUUUGGUAAACCUAAGACAGCAAUACAGCGAAAUAUCUCAAUAAAUCCAUCUGAGAAAACCAUCCUUGUCCAGAAUGACGUAGCACGUGAUGAGCAUAUGAACACUGAUGAUUUACCUACCGACUCAUCACGCGAACGUCACGUGACUACUGUUGAAGAAACGACCGACUCAGCGUGUGAUAGCCACGUGGACAGCGAUGAAGAACCCAAUGACUUGUCAUGUGAAGAACACGUGGACAAUGAGGACUACAUCAUUACAACCAGUAGCAGUGUUGAUGAUCUACCAACAGCCACACCCAACAAACAGACCACUCCACCCACCACUUUCCCAGCACAGUUGAAACACUCUCUGAGUUUCAACAGGUCGGACAGUUUAUCCGAGGAGAGCUGCGAUGAAGACUUCCCAGACGAGUUCUUCGUAUUUCCAACCGACUGUGGAAACAUCGGAUGGAUACUGGGUGACGAGCACUGGGAAAAAAUAGACUCGAGUCAGGAGUCUUUGACUUCGGAUGAUGGUGGUACUGAUAGUACCGGUAUAGAGUUAGGACAGAGUUAUGAUGUGGCCUGUGAUUUAGAUAGCAGAGCUUCUUCUCGCAGCUCUUGUCAUAGCCCUGCUCCUAAGGAGGUGGUUUCCUGCUUGAGUUCCGCUUCUGAUGAAGACCCAGUCACUGUGGCAACAACAAGUGGUUGGGAUGACUGGAUUGAAGAAACUCAUCAAGGGAAUGGUGAGAUGAACUGUGGUAACCAUGGUAAUGUUGACCAGUGGAUUCUGGAAUGUGGUGACAGUAACAAAUCUACAUUAUCUAAUGGUGGUACCAGCAAUGUCCAUCAUGAUGAUGAACCUACCAACAACAGCGUGCACGAUUGUGACCUGAUGAGUGAAAGUUACGAGGAUAGCUUUCAGCUCUACCGAGGUUUGUAUAAACAUUGCUUAAAUUAACCACACUAUCCCAUCGCUACACAGUCCCUAACCAACCGAUCGUCAGACCAGGCAACUGACAGACUACCUAACUACUUAACUAGCUAUACCUCACUAACUAAAUAACUAACUUAUACCAACAAACUCUAAAAAAUACUUAACAAAGGUAUUCUAAUUAUUAACUCUAAUUACUCUUAUUUCAAAAAGGUGAAUAUUCUGAACAUGGUAGCAGUGUGCAGGAAUCAAGUUUUGAAAGUGAGAAUCGUGUUGAAGUUUACAACAACAUUGAACCAGAAAAUCUCGGAGCUGGUGAUGUCAAUAGAUGGCUGUCAGCCGAAAAUGAAAUCGUCCAAGAAGAUAUCAUGGACACGACAUUCGAACAACGUGUGAACAACCACGUUGUUGCAGCAGCUAUCUUUGCUGGGACAUUUGUAUUGCCUUGUUUAAUUGCGGCAAAACUCUUGAAAUAA
This is a messenger RNA of Paramuricea clavata, 3310 nucleotides long. Lineage: Eukaryota; Metazoa; Cnidaria; Anthozoa; Malacalcyonacea; Plexauridae. The record is from the annotation of a GenBank genome assembly.